Messenger RNA from Panthera uncia (snow leopard), 4911 nucleotides. RefSeq names its product Rho GTPase activating protein 39 (gene ARHGAP39). Gene Ontology annotation, molecular function: protein binding; GTPase activator activity. The coding region runs from base 265 to 3573 and encodes 1102 amino acids. NCBI's taxonomy places the organism in Eukaryota, Metazoa, Chordata, Mammalia, Carnivora, Felidae. The record is from RefSeq and is a predicted model, not a curated record. The transcript is spliced from 12 exons. Gene Ontology annotation, cellular component: cytoskeleton; cytoplasm. Gene Ontology annotation, biological process: signal transduction.
GGCUUCGGCAGCUGCGGCGGCGGCGGCGCAGGACGCGGACCGAGCAGGCUGCUCCUGCCGCUGCUCCUGCUCCUGCUCCUGCGGUGGCGGCUGCGGCGGGAGAGCCGCGGAGAGCUCGGGUGCGGCGCUCAGGCCGGGAUGAAGGGCUGUGGCGGCGCGGCCCGCGAGCAGCCGGCGGGGCGGUGCCUUCCUGACUGACAGUGGAGGGAGAGUCCCGAUGAUCCUCUGACUUCUGUCCGCCUGGGGCCUCCGGAAAAGACUGCAAUGUCCCAGACGAGGGAUUAUGAAUGUGACAGCCAUGAUGCUGGCGUGCAGGAGCCCCGGAUUUCAGGGUCGAGCACGAGGCUGGAGUGGGUGGAGAUCAUCGAGCCGCGCACCCGAGAGCGCAUGUAUGCCAACCUGGUCACGGGCGAGUGCGUGUGGGACCCUCCUGCCGGCGUCCGCAUCAAGCGCACCAGCGAGAACCAGUGGUGGGAGCUGUUUGACCCCAACACUUCCCGCUUCUACUACUACAACGCCAGCACUCAGCGCACCGUGUGGCACCGGCCGCAGGACUGUGACAUCAUCCCCCUGGCCAAGCUGCAGACCCUGAAGCAGAACACGGAGUCACCCCGUGCCUCGGCAGAGAACAGCCCCGGGCGGGGCAGCAGCGUCAGCCACGAGGGCAGCACCAGCUCCUCCCUGGAGCCCGAGCUGGACGCCGGCGAGAAGGUGCAGGAGCCUUUGGGGAGGGCCAGCCGGCAGGCCGCUUUCGGGGCUCUGAAGGAAGAGAGCAGCAGCUCUUCACCACCAGGAGUGUUCCUUGAGAAGGACUAUGAAAUUUACCGGGAUUAUAAUGUGGAUGGACAACUUCUUCACUACAGGACCUCCUCACUUCGGUGGAACUCGGGCACCAAGGAGCGUAUGCUCAUCAAAGUUGCGGACCGGGAGCCCAGCUUCCUCUCCUCCCAGGGCAAUGGCUAUGCCCUAGACAGCCAGUCUGGCGGCCGCUCCCGCAGACCCUCCGGUGGGCAGCACUCACCCAGCCUGCAGACGUUUGCCUCAGAAUCUGAUGGCCCCGUCUUCUUCCCUGAACGGAGGCCAUCACCCUUCCUGAAGAGGGCCGAGCUGGGGAGCUGCUCCCCGCUGCUGGCCCAGCCACGCAAGCCUACCAGUGACUCGCAGCCCUCCUCCCCACGCUACGCCUAUGAGCCCCCCCUCUACGAGGAGCCUCCCGUGGAGUACCAGGCUCCUAUCUAUGAUGAGCCGCCCAUGGACGUCCAGUACGAGGCUGGCGGGGGCUAUCAACCUGGCUCACCCCAGCGGUCUCCAGGCCGCAAACCAGCACCCUUCCCACAGUCACCCAAGCAGGGCUCCGCCUCGCCCUACCAGCAGCUGGUGCUGACCAGGCAGAAGUGCCCUGAGCGUUUCCUGAGCCUGGAGUAUAGCCCUGCAGGCAAGGAAUACGUGCGGCAGCUGGUGUACGUGGAGCAGGCCAGCUCAAGCCCCAAGCUGCGUGCAGGCCCAAGGAACAAGUAUGCACCCAAUCCCGGGGGUGGCUCACUGCCCCUGCAGCCCAGCCCCUGCCUGCUGCGGGAUCAGCGCCUGGGGGUCUCCUCUGGGGACUACAGCAGCAUGGAGGGGCCUGAGCUGCGGCAUCAAGACGAUGCUAUGUCCUGGUCCAGCCAGCAGGACACCAUGUCCUCAACAGGCUACUCCCCGGGCACCCGCAAGAGGAAGAGCAGGAACCCCUCUCUGUGCCAUGUCCCCAGCGCCUCGUCCACCGAAGUCCCCGGGGACCGUGACCUCCUCGCUGAGCAGCCCCCGGCUGAGGAGCGGCCCCUGUGUGGGCCCGGCCUGGCCCCAGUGAAACGCGCAGAGGGCAAGACUGGCGAGGCUGAGCCCUUUCUGGCGCAGGCCCGGCUGGCCUGGGAGGCACAGCAGGCCCGCUUUCACACGAAGCAGAGAGGCAGCUGGGACUCCCAGCAGGACGGCUCGGGCUAUGAGAGCGAUGGGGCGGUGCCUCUGCCCAUGCCUGGGCCUGUGGUGCGCGCCUUCAGUGAGGAUGAGGCGCUGGCCCAGCAGGAGAGCAAGCACUGGCAGAGGGGCGCCUUAGAGAGGCUCGCUUUCCCCCAGAUCCUACUGGAGAAGAGCAUCUCUGUGCAGACCAACCUGGCGUCGCCAGAGCCCUACCUUCACCCCUCACAGUCCGAGGACCUCGGUUCCUGUGCCCAGUUUGAGAGUAGCCGCCAGGCCCGCAGCGUGAUGCCCAGUGCUAGCUGUGUGUUCCCCACCUUCACUCUGCGCAAGCCGUCCUCGGAAACUGACAUCGAGAACUGGGCCUCCAAGCACUUCAACACACAUACCCAGGGCCUCUUCCGACGGAAAGUGUCCAUCGCCAACAUGCUGGCCUGGAGCAGUGAGUCCAUCAAGAAGCCCAUGAUUGUGACCAGUGACCGCCACGUGAAGAAGGAGGCCUGUGAGAUCUUCAAACUGAUCCAGAUGUACAUGGGCGACCGGCGCGCCAAGGCAGACCCGCUACAUGUGGCCCUGGAGAUAGCCACCAAGGGCUGGAGCGUGCAGGGCCUGCGGGAUGAGCUCUAUAUCCAGCUGUGCCGGCAGACCACGGAGAACUUCCGCCUCGAGAGCCUGGCUCGCGGCUGGGAGCUCAUGGCCAUCUGCUUGGCCUUUUUCCCACCCACACCCAAGUUCCACUCCUACCUGGAGGGCUACAUCUACCGGCACAUGGACCCCGUCAAUGACACCAAAGUGACGCAGCAUAUGAAAGCGCUCCUGGAAAGGAACACUAAGAAGAAGUCCAAGUUGAGAAAGAAACCCAAGCCUUAUGUUGAGGAGCCGGAUGGGGUGGCGAUCAGCACAUACGCCAAGUACUGCUACCACAAGCUGCAAAAGGCGGCCCUGACGGGGGCCAAAAAGGGGCUGAAGAAGCCCAACGUGGAGGAGAUCCGGCACGCCAAGAACGCUGUGUUCAGCCCAUCCAUGUUUGGCAGCGCGCUGCAGGAGGUCAUGAGCCUGCAGAAGGAGCGCUACCCUGACCGGCAGCUGCCCUGGGUACAGACACGUCUGUCUGAGGAGGUGCUAGCGCUCAACGGUGACCAGACGGAAGGCAUCUUCAGAGUUCCUGGGGACAUUGAUGAAGUGAACGCCCUGAAGCUACAGGUAGACCAGUGGAAGGUGCCUACAGGCCUGGAGGACCCCCACGUCCCUGCGUCGCUGCUGAAGCUGUGGUAUCGGGAGCUGGAAGAGCCCCUGAUCCCGCACGAGUUCUACGAGCAGUGCAUCGCACAUUACGAGAGCCCUGAGGCCGCCGUGGCCGUGGUGCACUCGCUGCCCCGCAUCAACCGCCUGGUGCUGUGCUACCUCAUCCGCUUCCUUCAGGUGUUCGUGCAGCCAGCCAACGUGGCCAUCACCAAGAUGGAUGUCAGCAACCUGGCCAUGGUCAUGGCGCCCAACUGCCUGCGCUGCCGGUCGGACGACCCGCGCGUCAUCUUCGAGAACACUCGCAAGGAGAUGUCAUUCCUACGCGUGCUCAUCCAGCACCUGGACACCAGCUUCAUGGAGGGCGUGCUAUAGCACGUGGGUCCCAAGGACCGAGGGUGGGGACAGAGCCGACGCUCGGGUGUGCGCCCGGGCAGGGGAGCACGCCGGGAGGGGGGAGGGAACGCCCCAGCCGCGGAGGCAGCAUGCCAGGCCCCGCCCAUGCCCGCCCCAGCCCUGGAAGCCCCCAGCUCUCCCACCCAGGCCCCGGGCCUGAGGUCGCAGCCAGGGCAGAGGGGUUGGGAAGGGCGUCUCUGUCCGCACACCCCCCUCCCACCCCGCUGCCUCGUGGCCAGAUCUGUGGGCACCGCCCCGCCCACCACCGGCCGGUCAGCCCCGAGAAAGUGCCUUCUGUUUCCUGGAGCCAAGUGACACUGCCCCUCCCGGCCGGCCCGAGAGCACAUGCCACCCUCCCCUGGAGCUGGGGCUCCUGCGCUCAGCCUGGCCCUGGCCUGGACCCUGCCCGGCUGCCCCUCUUUCCUCUGCCCCUCCCCGGUUCCCCUCUGUUUCCUUCCUGGCCUGCAGCCUCCUCCUGCCCCCUGCCACCUGUGGCCUCCAACGUGGAGACCGUGGGAAUUUGGGGGCCCCAGGGCACUGGGCUGUCCCAUCACCAGAGCAGGGCCUGGCAGGCUCUCUCUAGGUAGGGAGGGGCCCCCAAACCAAAGUCCUCUGGGGUCGGGGGCAGGGUUGAGCAGGCAUUCUUGGGGCAGGGUGGGGGUGGGGGGCAAGAGUAUUUUUUUCUUCGUGUAACUAUAAAUUCAGAAUCUAUCCAGCACACCAACCCGCCUGUGUAUAGAGAUAUAGAGGGAAAGAUAUAAGAACUAAAUUUGCUAAUGACAUAGUUUUAACCCAAAUGCUAUUUAUCUCUGAGCCGUCCUAGCCUGUCCUCUGCAGAGCAAGUUGAUCUCACUCCUUCAUUUUCUUCGCCACUUUCUUGGCUCCUGACCAAAAACCAAACCCUGCCCCAUCCCCAUCUGGGACCUGCAGUAGAAGAGAGGGAAGGAACCCCAAGCUGGGGAACCAGGGAGCGCCCAGGAGUGCCCUUCCUCAAGGCCAGAGCUGGGGGUAGGAAGUACCUAGACUCUCAGUUUGUACAUUUUCCAUUUUGGAAUUUUGAGUUCCAAUUGUAAAACUUAAUUUCUCCCCAGUUUAUAUAUAUAUACAUAUAUAUAUAUAUUUUUUAGAGUUGAGUUUUUAUUUAUUAAAAACAAAAAAGCCCAGCCCUGCCGUGGCCCGGGUGUUCCCUGAGGUAGCGUCCUCAGUCGGGUGGUCUCCGGGCCUGGGGUGGGUGGCCCGGCCACAGACUCUGGCUCUGACGCAUGGACUCAAGAGGUGACAACACUUUGUGUGAAUAAAAUACAUAUGGACACUUGA